Magnolia sinica is the source of this 762-nucleotide messenger RNA. Its product is annotated as 17.8 kDa class I heat shock protein-like. Bases 111 to 575 code for a protein of 154 amino acids. NCBI's taxonomy places the organism in Eukaryota, Viridiplantae, Streptophyta, Magnoliopsida, Magnoliales, Magnoliaceae. The record is from RefSeq and is a predicted model, not a curated record. The transcript has a single exon. Gene Ontology annotation, biological process: protein complex oligomerization; response to heat; protein folding.
AAUCAGCAGCAUUCGAUACCAAACGACUAUUCGCUAAUCAGCGCAGCUCAAUAUCCGCUCUCGCUCCUUGCAUAACUUUUUUACUUUCCUAUCCCUCCCUAAGACGAAAGAUGUCGAUCAUUCCAUCAUUCUUCGGUCGCCGAAGCUACGAUCCCUUCUCUCUUGAUCUAUGGGAUCCUUUCGAUGGCUUUCCCUUCAACUCCCUUGCAACAGCGAACCGAAACAGCGAGACUGCUGCAUUUGCAAAUACCCAAAUAGACUGGAAAGAGACGCCAGAAGCCCAUGUAUUCAAGGCAGAUCUUCCAGGGCUGAAGAAAGAGGAAGUCAAGGUGGAGGUUGAAGAGGGCAAGGUCCUCCAGAUCAGCGGAGAGAGGAGCAAAGAAUCGGAAGAGAAGAACGACAAGUGGCACCGUAUAGAGAGGAGUAGCGGCAAGUUCCUGAGGCGAUUCCGGCUGCCGGAGAAUUCCAAGGUGGAAGAGGUGAAGGCAGCAAUGGAGAACGGGGUGCUGACGGUAACGGUGCCGAAGCAGGAAGUGAAGAAGCCCGAUGUGAAGGGCAUUGAAAUUUCUGGUUGAGAAUGUGUGAUCUUGUUGUUUUACCCAAAUAGCCUUCUUUCUUCUCUUUUGUGUGUAUGUUGGUUGUCUUUGUAUUCGUGUCGUGGAAGUAUGUUGGAAAUACAAGUUGAUUGUUAUGAAAUCGGAUACUGACGGUACAAUAUUUGUACUUUAAUACAGAAUAUAAAUGUUAGCUUAUUUUCUUGAA